CACGAAUCCAUCAACCUUUUGCAAUUCCCUUCUAGUACACAAAGUUUGUCAAUCCAACAUGCAUAUGCAGUAAAGGUCCUAUUUGCGGUUUAGAGGAGAUAAGUUUAGCUGAAUACAGUAGCUGUUCAGCAGGCCGUGGAAUCAAUAAUAAUGCUCCAUUCAAUUCAUCACUGUAGGCCUGUUGUAGAGCAUAUUAUCAUUUGUUCCACAACCCACUAUUAAAUCUCAUCUUGCAAAACACAAAAAAUAGAACAUGUGAUAUCGACUGGGUUUAGAUCAAAAAAGACAAUUUGCAUAUCGACUGGAAAUGGUUAGCAACAUUUCACGAUUUAGGGGCGAUCCUGGGCCUAGCUAGUACUUAUAGUUCUUAUAUAAGUGCAAAGCCCAGCCCAUGAUCACCCCUACGAAAGGAGGGAUUUUGUUCUUUCAUGAAACACCAUAAAUUUUCCCAUGAGCAUAGCAGAACUAGAAGAACUCCAUAGUUUCUGCAUUUCUAAUUUGUAAUGACAACUAUUGGUGGUGGUGGUGGAGGUGGUUCAUCUAUCUGUCUGUUUCAUUUUUCUUGCGCGAGUCUCGUGUUCAAACAACCAACUCAAUUCUUCUUCCCACCUCGACAUCCUCAUAGCCGGAGAUACGCAUUCGCUUUUCCACUGUAUUUCGCAAAAGUAAAGCAGCAGCAGAAGCAUAACAAGUUACGGCAAUCUUCGCUUAUCAUGGCAUCAGACGACCGAGCAACGGCUCCGAUUGGCCACACAGAGUUAACCGAGCUGAAAGACGAAUCGGAUUUCGAUUCUCUCGUCUCUCCCCAUGGCUAUCUCUCCAUCUGUGGCUUCGGAUCUCUCCUCUCUGAAAGGAGUGCGAGGAGCACAUUUCCUGAUCUUAUGAACUUCAGGGUUGCGAAAUUGAAAGGGUUUCGACGCGUUUUUGCCCACGCUGCUCCCAUUUUCUUCGAGCGUGGCAUUGCCAAUCCAGAAACCGGGGAGAUUUCGAGCUUAAGUGUUGAACCACGUGAAGAUGAAACCCUAAUCAUCACUGUGUUUGAGAUUAAACCAUCGGAGAUUCCAUCUUUUAUUGAGAGGGAACAUGAAUUUCGUUUUCUGGCUGUGAUACCUGAAACACUAGAUGGGAUUCCAUUUACUAGUCCAGCGGUGCUUUGUGCUCGCUAUAGUGAUGAGGAAUAUUUUCAAGUUAGAUGCAAAGGAAGCAAGGAAAUCUAUUUUAAGCAAUAUGGGCGGUAUAACAUCCAUAAGAUAUGGCGGGAUGAUAUCUUACCUUGCCGUGUUUAUCUUCGACACUGUGUAUUGGCAGCAAAGAAUUGUGGCGAUGUUGCUUAUAACAACUUUCUGGAUCACACUUUUCUUGGGGACCGUAAAACAACCAUCCGUGAGUACUUAGCAACAAGAGGUUCGGGCAUCAUGGAAGAAGAACCGCCAGAACCACUUAAGGCCCGUUAUGGUGGAUGAUAUUAAGAAGCGUUAAGUCCAAUCAGCAGCAAAACAUGGCACUUGCAGAAAUGACUUACAUUUACUGUAAUCAGACUGAAAAAGUUGAGCAUACUGCAAACUUGGGCGGUGUUCGGUAUUGUGGUGUCUUUGUAUCUGCAGCAAGGUUUAAAAUAUCAAUACAGGCUGAUACGCCCCCUCGCUCUCCCCCAGGUCAGUUUAAGGCUGAUUUACCCCCUGAACCAGGCCAGACCCCUAUAUGACCCCUGUAGUGAGGUAUCAUUAAGCCACUGAUAUGAUUGGGAUGUAUAGUAUUGAAAUUUUGAACCUUGAUCUACAGGGCCCAAUGUAGUGUAGUUGAAACCACGAUAAUUUGAAUCAAAUCACAUUCUGUAAGGUGUUCUAUCA
Molecule: messenger RNA, 1850 nt
Organism: Nelumbo nucifera (sacred lotus)
Lineage: Eukaryota; Viridiplantae; Streptophyta; Magnoliopsida; Proteales; Nelumbonaceae
Source: RefSeq, a predicted model, not a curated record